AUGACGAGUAAUGUGCAGCAUAAGCAGGGGUCAAUUGCUCUCAUAUUUUGGAUGCUCUUUAUUUUUGUUCUUUUCCCGCUGGCAAAGAUUCAUGAGGUGAUGCCGCAGAGCUCUUGCGCCACACGAGCAGAAAUAGGCAGUACUAGGCCCCUUGAGCCGUUCUCGUGCGACAUCGCUUACUUGACCACGCGCGCACCUUGCUUUUACACUGUCCAAGCGUUCGACGACACCAGAUUUGAGGCCACUAAGCUAGUGGCAUUUGUCAUCACUGAUGGUGGAACUUUCGUCUACGAAUGUCAAAUGAUUGAGCUGAGUGAGAAAAUUUCUUUUCAAAUGUUGCAAAAGCUUCGGCCUGUUUCUGACGCGCCUCAAAGCUCACAGUCACUCGAGACUGACAACAUGAUCUCGUACGGAAACAGAUCCUCCAAGGGCUUGCGACAAUUUUUCUUGUUCAAAAAAUACUUUCGAUGUGGAUUCUAG
Xylona heveae TC161 is the source of this 480-nucleotide messenger RNA. RefSeq lists its product as hypothetical. The transcript is spliced from 4 exons. Bases 1 to 480 code for a protein of 159 amino acids. Lineage: Eukaryota; Fungi; Ascomycota; Xylonomycetes; Xylonales; Xylonaceae. The record is from RefSeq and is a predicted model, not a curated record.